AUGGAUACGGACGCUGCUGAACCCCUUGAUUAUGAAGACAUGGUUGGUGUUGGUGGAUCACACACCAACGAGAUGAUGCGGCGGGAGGAGAGAAGUGAAAAGCUUGAACAGACCUGUCGUGAGGAGCUUAUUACUCCAGAUCGGAUCAUAUCCGUCAAGGAACGGGACCCAAAUGUGUGUCUCAUGCAGACAGCAGGCAGAGGCCUCCAAACAGCACCUCAAUUCAAGUUGGAAGAGCUCCGAAAACCUGAACCAAAAGUCAAGGCAGAGGAAAUCGAGGACCUGAACCUAAUCAAAAUGGAAUAA
This is a messenger RNA of Rhinocladiella mackenziei CBS 650.93, 306 nucleotides long. RefSeq lists its product as uncharacterized. NCBI's taxonomy places the organism in Eukaryota, Fungi, Ascomycota, Eurotiomycetes, Chaetothyriales, Herpotrichiellaceae. The transcript has a single exon. Bases 1 to 306 code for a protein of 101 amino acids. The record is from RefSeq and is a predicted model, not a curated record.